Messenger RNA from Pistacia vera, 1533 nucleotides. Its product is annotated as O-acyltransferase WSD1-like. The coding region runs from base 55 to 1467 and encodes 470 amino acids. NCBI's taxonomy places the organism in Eukaryota, Viridiplantae, Streptophyta, Magnoliopsida, Sapindales, Anacardiaceae. Gene Ontology annotation, cellular component: plasma membrane. Gene Ontology annotation, molecular function: diacylglycerol O-acyltransferase activity; long-chain-alcohol O-fatty-acyltransferase activity. Gene Ontology annotation, biological process: triglyceride biosynthetic process. The record is from RefSeq and is a predicted model, not a curated record. The transcript is spliced from 5 exons.
AAAUAGAUAGCUGGCUCAAGAAGAAAGAAGAAGUUAAUCAAGUAACUAGCUAGAAUGGAGUUGAAUGUGGAUGAUGUAUCAGAGCCAGUAAGCCCUACUGGACAGUACUUCAACAGCUCUAUUCUGUCAAUUUGUGUUUUUGGUGUUCUGGAAUCUCAGAUUCCUAUUGAUGAUUCUUCCACCAUGUUAUUGCUUAAGGAUGUGUUCCUCCCCAUCAACCCUCGCUUCUCCUCCAUCAUGGUUAAAGACAAAAAAGGAGUUAAAAAAUGGAAGAAGUUUGAUGUGAAGCUCAAAGACCACGUUAAUGUUCCAAUCUUCCCAGCGGGAUUGUCAGUAGCAUCUUACGACAAUUACCUUGAUGACUACUUAUCAAAGAUAGCCAUGGAACAGCUUCCACAAAGCAGGCCCUUAUGGGAAAUUCAUAUCUUCAAAUAUCCAACAAAAAAUGCAGCUGGAACAGUAAUAUUCAAGCUCCACCAUGCCCUUGGUGAUGGCUUUUCUUUAAUGGGUGCUCUUCUUUCUUGUCUACAAAGAGCUGACAAUCCCUCUCUUCCAGUGACAUUUCCUUCCCUUCAUUGGCCUUCCAAAAUGGACACUAGUCAAAAUAGUAACAUGCUUAUGGCUAUACCUAAUUUCUUUACUUCAGUUUGUAACACUGUAUCAGAUUUCGGAUGGAGCCUUUUGAAGAGUAGCUGUUUUGAAGAUGAUCCAACACCAAUACGAUCUGCUGAUCCUGAUGUGCAGUUUAAGCCUAUUACAAUAGUAACACUGACAUUCUCUCUUGAUCACAUCAAACAAAUAAAGACCAAGCUUGGAGUGACAAUAAAUGAUGUGAUUUGUGGAAUAAUCUUCUUUGGGACUAGACUAUAUAUGCAAACAUCGAGCCAUAACUCAAAGACUAAUGCACAUUCUACGGCGCUGGUGUUGCUGAAUACAAGGAACAUUAACGGAUACAAGUCAGUUGAGGAGAUGGUUAAACCUGAAGCUGAGUCGCCAUGGGGGAACCAGUUCGGCUUCUUGCAUGUUUCUGUUCCUGAAUUAACUGAUGCUGAAUCGUCAAACCCACUUGAAUUUGUCCUGAAAGCACAGAAAUUGAUAAAGAGAAAAAGGGAUUCUCUAGCAGUUAGUUUCACUGGUCAGCUUCUUGAGGCUUUGAGGAGAUUUAGAGGCCCUGAGGUAACUGCUAAAUACAUCCACAGUACACUGAGAAACUCAAGCAUGACUGUCUCAAAUCUGAUUGGACCAGUGGAAGAAAUGGCUUUGGCUAAUCAUCCUGUUAAAGGUCUCUACUUCAUGGUGGUUGGCGUGCCUCAGAGUCUUACAGUUACACUGAUAAGUUACAUGGGAAAGCUGAGAGUUGCAGUAGGAACAGAAAAAGGAUUCAUAGAUCACCACAAGUUCAAGUCAUGCAUUGAGAAUGCCUUUGAGUUGAUACUUAAAGGAGCCCAUGAAAUUCCUUCAAAUUAAUAGACACAAAAUUGAUGCAACAAUUUGGUUUCAUCAUAAGGCCUUUGGAAUUCGUCCCACUAUGAU